AUGCGAGUGGUGGGGGCGCAAUUGAGCGCUGGAUCGUCGGGUAUUUCAUUUGGGAGAAGCUCUGUGCAGGCGAGAUGUGAAUCGAGGAACGGCAAUCGGAAGUUUGGCUCGUCCAGAGAAUUGCUGUCGGCAAGGAGCUCCUCGUCAUCGCAACUGGUAGAGCUAGCUGCAACCAUUGCUCGAGAAACAGCCAAGCUUGACGCAUACAUGCAAGCCAGCGGGCUCCCUACCCCAUCCUUCGAUGUGAAUGGACCACUGAACUUCCCGAGAUUAAAUGAUGAGAUGCAAAAGGCGAGAGAGGAGGUCAUAAAAGCCGCAAAGGAACUCGGAGAUUUGAUGACCGGGCCGACGGAGACCGUGAGGUGGAUGGCGUGGGAUCUAACGGACCCAGCACAAUCAUUUCCUGUUGACAAGACUGCCACCUUCUCUCAGAUAGCCGAGAAAGUCGGCCUGGGGGAACUCAAUGUUCGGAGAUUCUUGCGCCAUGCGAUGACGAACCGGAUAUUCGAGGAGGCUGCUCCUGGCGUCGUGGCUCAUACUGCUGCUAGCCGUGUUCUUGCUGAGGAUAGGAUGAUGAACGACUGGGUAGGUUUCUGCGUCGAAGACAUGUGGCCCGCAGCAUCACAGACUGUCCCUGCUCUAAAACGCAACCCCUCUGCCGACGACAUGACCCAGACCGGCUUCUGUCUCGCCAACAACACGACAGACCUGGAACCCAUGUUCACCACCCUCGGCAAGUCCCCCCAGCGCGCACGACGCAUGGGCGGCGCCAUGCUCUCUCUCACCGGCGGAGAAGGCUACGAGCUCUCCCACCUCCUCGCCAGCUACGACUGGGCCACCCUCGACGCUCGCAGCGCGCAAAUCGUCGACGUCGGCGGCUCCCACGGCUUCGCAUGUGUCGCGCUCGCCGAGCGCUUCCCGAACCUGACGUUCGUCGUCCAGGACCUGCCGCAAACCAUAGCGUCCGCGCCCGCGCUCGCGGGAGAUCUGGCAGCGAGGAUCCAGUUCCAGGCCCACGAUUUCACCCAGCCGCAACCCGUGAGAGGCGCGGACGUCUACCUCUACCGCUGGAUCCUGCAUAACCACUCGGAUAAGUAUGCUGUCAAUAUGCUGCGCCAGCUCAUCCCCGCGCUGAAGAACGGCGCCAGGGUGGUGAUUAACGACCACUGCCUGCCGGAGCCCGGGACCGAGAGCGCAAGGGACGAGAAGAUCAUGCGGACGAUGGAUUUGGUGAUGCUGACGUUGCUGAACGCGCAGGAGAGGACGGAGGGGGAGUUUAGAGAGUUGUUUGCGAAGACGGAUCACAGGUUUAGCACAGCCGGACAGUCCCAAGCUAUAAGUACGUCGAUCCAUGUGAACGGAUCCACUCAAGACGAUGCUCAGUACCUCGCUGAGCGAUUACGAGUGAUGACUUACGUACGCAAAAGCUGCUUAAUUAAAGAGGACUUUAAUAUGUGGCACGAUAUGUUCGAACUAAAGGUUGAGCUUAAAAGUCGAAGAAGAGACCUUGCGGCUUGGUUUAAUGCUAAUAAGAUAGAUUACAUUGGACUUUCGAGCGACUUUACUUAUAAAGCUAGUCACGUUCUAGACUUGACCUUUUCAAAUAUUCCGUUUGCUCAAACGACAAUUCGCUUCGAUCUCUAUUCGGGCUUAGACCACGAAACUUAA
Molecule: messenger RNA, 1668 nt
Organism: Drepanopeziza brunnea f. sp. 'multigermtubi' MB_m1
Lineage: Eukaryota; Fungi; Ascomycota; Leotiomycetes; Helotiales; Drepanopezizaceae
Source: RefSeq, a predicted model, not a curated record